AUGGGUAACAGCAAGAGCGGCGCUGUGUCCAAGGAGAUCCUGGAGGACUUGAAACUCAACACUAAGUUCACAGAGAUAGAGAUUGCCCAGUGGUAUGAAAAUUUCAAGAAGCAGUGUCCAACAGGACGCAUCUCAAAAGAGGAGUUUCAGAGCAUCUACUCCAAGUUCUUCCCAGAAAGCGAUGCCCAUACGUAUGCCCAGCACGUCUUCCGCUCCUUUGACACAAACGACGAUGGCACACUGGACUUCAAGGAGUACAUCAUCGCUCUCCACAUGACAUCAACAGGGAAGACCACUAGGAAACUGGAAUGGGCCUUCUCACUGUUUGACGUGGACAAGAACGGAUACAUCACCAAGUCAGAGGUCACGGAAAUCUGCACGGCGAUCUUCAAGCUGAUUCCUAAAGAUGAAUUGAGUAGUCUGCCUGAAGAUGAAAACACAGCUGAAAAGAGGGCAGAUAAACUCUGGAAAUUCUUUGAAAAGAGCGAUGAAGAACGAGUGGCAGAAGGAGAGUUCGUCCAGGGAGUGUUGGACAAUGAUGAGGCCCUUCGUUUGAUUCAGUAUCAGCCUUUAAAGUAACUCUUCCACACAUU
Micropterus dolomieu (smallmouth bass) is the source of this 593-nucleotide messenger RNA. It is a transcript of the gene rcvrn3, whose product is annotated as recoverin 3. The record is from RefSeq and is a predicted model, not a curated record. Gene Ontology annotation, molecular function: calcium ion binding. Lineage: Eukaryota; Metazoa; Chordata; Actinopteri; Centrarchiformes; Centrarchidae. The transcript has 3 exons. The coding region runs from base 1 to 579 and encodes 192 amino acids.